Messenger RNA from Tilletiaria anomala UBC 951, 1381 nucleotides. RefSeq lists its product as uncharacterized. Lineage: Eukaryota; Fungi; Basidiomycota; Exobasidiomycetes; Georgefischeriales; Tilletiariaceae. The coding region runs from base 306 to 1037 and encodes 243 amino acids. The transcript has 5 exons. The record is from RefSeq and is a predicted model, not a curated record.
CCCGCUUUCCCCCACAUACUCAUAUAUACCUGUGUCUAGCUGACUAGCUGGAUUGUUUGCGCAGGUCCUCCUAGCCAUCAUUAUCACCCUGUCCUGUAUCCUAUAAGAGUCCGUCGCCGUCUUACAUAUCAUAUUCGCCCUUCCGCUCCCCUGCCCUCACCCAGCCUCUUCAUCCCCUGUCCGCGGCCCCCCUUUCUGCGCACGCCAGACAAAGAAGCCCUCAUUGCCUUCUGUAGCAUCGACCAGGUCCAAAUCCAUCGACACGGCAUGGCCAUUGAUACCCCUUGCAUGGAAAGAAAGGAAGCAUGGUCACGUCUACCAUCGCCCUUCUUGCUAUCGGCGCCGGCGUCGCAGCAGCCGCAGCAAGGCGGGCGGGUACAGGCAUCAUGCCCAGUGCUGACUUGAGCAAGCGUGACAUCAAAGCAGCUCCCAGGGAUGGACCGGGCUACAUAAUCCCUAACGACAAUGGCGGCUCAUGCAUUGGCCUCUUCCCGAACAACACCAAUGGCGAGCCCCUAAACCUGAUUAUCAGCGGCAACUCGGAUGCUUACAUUCGCUCUCUCGAAGGCUUCACUGCCUGGAGCAACGCCAUUGGCUUCGGCAAAGAGUGCUUCGGCUUGCACUCUGGCGCGGCCAUGCAGGCCAACCUCGGCGACGGGAAAGGCUGGCGUAGCCAGCAAGCAGAGUUCCGCUUCCUGUACGAACUCCCUCCUCAGGUUGGAGCGUGCAGCGAGUCGGUCAUCGGCGGCAACCACUACCGCUUUUGGCAGCAGUCGACGACUAGCGCGUGGUUCCUGGCGUGCAGCGAGGAGGAGGACGUGUUCGAGUCGCACACCAUCGUCCCGGACGGCUAUGAUAAGGGCCGCGACGACAUUGUCUCACGCGCCCUGAAGAACCCGACGUACCGGAACAAGACGUACAUGACCACCGUCAACUAUAUCACCGGCCUGUUGCCCGUCGGCGACAACGGUAUCAACCACGGCAUCACAAUUGACGGCCGCACCGCCGUCUUGACCAUCGCCGUAACAAGCAAAUAAACGCAUAGUAAGCUUCUCCAUGACGAAGCGACGGGGACAAACACAACCGCAAGAACUCAAAAUACUAGCCGUUCAGACACAUAUAUUAUCAUCAAGCAUAUAGCACUGCUUUUCCUUCCCUACACCGCGCGCACACACCUUGUCCAGUCAGGAUCAGUGAUUUUGUUUCCUUCACAUAUCUGUAACGUUUUCUAGUCACGACACCAAAAUGACUCUCACUGCGGCGCUUGUAUUUAUCUCUCCUUCACAUCUUAAAUAGCCAUAUAUGCGAUCUGCGGACCCAAGUGGCGGGACCCGUGUCCUUGCUGCUGUCUGCUAUCCGCAGAAAAUGGCGAUUUCACAAA